AUGGAGAAGGCUGUGGUGGACAAGCCGAGGCUCAGGGUGGCGCUGCUCGUCACCGAGGAUGACCAGGUGAGCAGCAUCUGCCGAUGCAUGACAGAGAUCAUGCAGGAGAAAUGCAUCCUUUGGUGCAGGUCUAUGGUGUGCACAUCGUGGAUAUGUUUCGGGAGUGGCUGGAGGAUGCCAUGGAUGGCUCAACAAUCCUCUGCAUGGACGCCUUUGACGCCAAGAAGAUGGAGUGGCCCGCGCAGCACACGUGGCAGCAAUACGAUGGUACCAGCCCAUGUGACAAAAAGGACUGUGGUACGUGCGUGUGUGUGUGUGUGUGCGUGUGUCUGUGUCAGGCUUCAUUAUCCCCGGCUCGUUGAACAGCGCCUACGAUAAGGAGCCGUGGAUAGAAGAGCUGGCUCGUGUGGUGAGUGAGCCACUCCACACAUCACACACACAGACAGAACGACACACAGCCGAGUGGAUGGUUGAUCUGUGUGGUGUGUUGUCCGUCCACCGCGCUGCAUCCCCCUCCCUUGCUGCAGAUACAGAAGCUCCACGCCGACCGCACCCCAUUCCUUGGUGUGUGCUUCGGCCACCAGCUGGCCGCCCAGGCCCUCGGCGGCCGAGUGAAGAAGAAUCCAAUGGGCACGCAGUUCUCACGAAUCACCACCCCCCUCAUUAACACCGCCCCGGCCGCCCUCCCUCUUCCUCUUGUGAAGGAUAAUGCGUCAGGUGGCGAGAUCAGCCUGCUGUAUUCCCAUGACGAUGUCGUCGUGGAGGCGCCCAGUGUUGGCGUGUCGCUGGGAGGGACGGAGGCCUGUCCGGUUAUAGGAGUGGCCUAUGGGAGCCCGCCCUUCGCUAUCACAGUGCAGGGCCAUCCAGAAUUCAACACCAAGACAGGUACGUACCUGCACACCACACAGAGGAGCCGACGUGGGAAAGGCGAUUGUUUUGGUGUUCCAUAUGUGUGUGUGUGUGUGUGCGUGUCGGUGGAUCAGGGAAGGGCUGUCUGGACGUCAUAUUUGAGUACUACGUCAAGGUCGGCAAGGCGACCCCUGAGCAAGUUGAGGAGGGCAGGCGGCGGGCGGCAGAGCCCACAGAUGCGCACCAUGUGGCCAAGGCUGUAAUUGGGCUCUUCUCGAGGAGGGAGGGAAGAUCAGACUCAUUGAGUAGGGGGUAGCAAGUGUGCCGGUGUCCGUUUUGUUUGUCGGUGGUGUUUGUUUAUUGAGUGGACAGCGCGUGAU
Messenger RNA from Vitrella brassicaformis, 1229 nucleotides. Lineage: Eukaryota; Vitrellaceae. The record is from the annotation of a GenBank genome assembly.